Messenger RNA from Colossoma macropomum (tambaqui), 1017 nucleotides. Its product is annotated as melanocortin receptor 4-like. Gene Ontology annotation, cellular component: membrane. NCBI's taxonomy places the organism in Eukaryota, Metazoa, Chordata, Actinopteri, Characiformes, Serrasalmidae. Bases 1 to 1017 code for a protein of 338 amino acids. The transcript has a single exon. Gene Ontology annotation, molecular function: melanocyte-stimulating hormone receptor activity. Gene Ontology annotation, biological process: G protein-coupled receptor signaling pathway. The record is from RefSeq and is a predicted model, not a curated record.
AUGAACACCACGCUGCACUACGGACUCGUCCAAAUCUACAAUGCUAGGAAUCGCAGUGCUGCCAGCAUGCCUGUCCACAGAGACAGUCCGGUCGGGAAAGACUCGCCUUCGUCCUCGCAAGGAUGCUACAAACAGCUGCUAAUCUCCACUGAGGUGUUCCUCACACUGGGCAUCAUCAGCCUGCUGGAGAACAUCCUGGUGAUAGCGGCUAUUGCCAAGAACAAGAACCUGCACUCGCCCAUGUAUUUCUUUAUCUGCAGCUUAGCUGUAGCGGACAUGUUGGUUAGCGUGUCCAAUGCUUCAGAAACAAUUGUUAUUGCCUUGAUCAGUGGCGGUAACGUCUCAAUCCCGGCUGGAGUGAUCCGCAGCAUGGACAACAUCUUCGAUUCUAUGAUCUGCAGUUCAUUGUUAGCGUCCAUCUGCAGCUUGCUAGCUAUCGCUGUUGACCGCUACAUUACCAUCUUCUACGCGCUGCGCUACCAUCACAUUGUAACAGCCCGUCGCACGCUGGCAGUCAUUAGCUCUAUCUGGGCUUGCUGCACCAUCUCAGGUGUCCUUUUCAUCGUUUACUCAGAAAGCACCACCGUACUGGUGUGCCUCAUUAGCAUGUUCUUCACCAUGCUAGCCCUCAUGGCUUCGCUAUAUGUCCACAUGUUCUUGCUGGCGCGUCUCCACAUCAAGCGCAUAGCGGCCCUGCCAGGCCACGCGCCCAUCCGCCAGAGGGCCAACAUGAAGGGGGCGGUGACCCUGACCAUCCUGCUGGGCGUGUUCGUGGUGUGUUGGGCACCGUUCUUUCUGCACCUCAUCCUUAUGAUCACCUGCCCCAGGAACCCCUACUGUGCCUGCUUUAUGUCCCACUUCAACAUGUACCUCAUCCUCAUCAUGUGCAACUCCAUCAUCGACCCGCUGAUCUACGCCUUCAGGAGUCACGAAAUGAGGAAAACCUUCAAGGAGAUCUUCUGCUGCUGGUACAGCCUGCCCAACAUUUGUGUAUCUGAGCCACCAGAAUCGUGCUAA